AAAAAUAUACUGACUAUUUAUCAUUUUUGUAAUAAAUUGGUGUAAAAUUUAUUACCAUUUAUUAUAUAUUUAUACUGUCCUACAGUUUUACGUAUUAAUGAAUGCUAUUCCCCGCCGGCCAAUCAGCAAGCGGGACAGUCGUCUUGUCCGCCAAUCACAUUCCUCCGCGGCAUUUAAAGGUUCCCUCACUCAGUGCUCGGCGGUUCAACCCUCACGUGAAUUAGCUCAUAUUUUCCUCCAGGCACUGAUUCUUCGUGCAGUGACCGUCCCCAAGUGUGCAGGAUGGCUCUGAGGGCGCGGCAGCAGAUCAACAUGGCGGAGCAGAAUGCUGGGCCGAGGAAGGUGGAGGCCAAGGUGUUCCAGGGCCCCACACUCCAUCGGGCAGCCCUCGGGGAGAUGAGCAACAGGAAUCUCUCUCGCCUCGGCUUCAAGGCCACGAAAUCCCUGGACAUGGUGAAGCAGGAGCCUGUGUCCGGUCUGGGUGUAAAGAGGUACAGUGGCAAGGAGAAUGUGCAGCCCAGUGGAGUGCUGGAGAAGGUGAAGAAGGAGGUGGUAAAGAAGGAGCCAGUGGAGGAUGUGGUGAACAGCAGUAAGAUGGAGGUGGAUGAGCUGGCGGUGGCAUUCUCCAGCCAGCGACUUGAUGUGGAAGACAUUGACUCCCAGGAUGCCAGCAACCCCCAGCUGGUGUCUGAGUAUGUGUGUGACAUCUAUGACUACCUCAGGAGUCUGGAGAAUAAAUCUCAGGUGCAGUACCAUUACCUGGAGGGGCAGACCGUCACCCACAAGAUGCGGCUCAUCCUGGUGGACUGGCUGGUGCAGGUCCACCACCGCUUCACACUCACUCAGGAGACGCUCUUCCUCACUGUUGGCAUCCUGGACAGAUAUCUCCAGAAAGAGAGGAAUGUUCCCCGCAACAAGAUCCAGCUGGUGGGAGUGACGGCGAUGUUCAUAGCUAGCAAGUUUGAGGAGAUGGUUUGCCCAGACGUGGGGGACUUCUCAUACAUCACUGACAAGGCGUACACCAAGAGGGAGAUUCUAAAGAUGGAAAUUGACAUCCUCAAGAAGCUGGAGUUUAACAUUUCCAUCCCACUGCCUCUGCACUUCCUGAGGAGAAACAGCAAGGCAGGCAUGGUGGACUCAAGGCACCACACCCUUGCCAAGUACCUGAUGGAGCUAUGUCUGCCAGAGUACACCAUGUGCCACUUCAAGGCGUCUGUUAUUGCUGCUGCUGCUCUCUGCCUCACCCUCAAGCUACUGGAUGGUGGGGACUGGAAUGACACGCUGAUCUACCACUCCACCUACACAGAAGAGCAGCUCAUGCCUGUUAUGUGCAAGAUGGCUGCUGUGGUGGUCAAAAGUCACCAUAAUUCUAAACAGCAGGCUGUGAGGCAGAAGUAUGAGGCAACCAAAUUCAUGAAGAUCAGCAAGCUGCCUCAACUCAAGUCUGACAUAAUAACCAAGUUGGCAGAGAGAAGUGCUCUGUCUUAAGUCCCUUUAUGGUGCCUUGGACAGUCUGCCAUGUACAUACUAGUCUGUAAGGAAACCUGAGUUUUUAAUCUUGUGAUCUGUAGUGUAAAAAAAAUGCCUUAUGCCAUAUAUGACACAUAAGUGAUAUUUGUUAUUCCAUGGAUACAAGCAAGUAUUUUUAUAGAUACCUGGCUUUUUUGCCACAUCAGUUUUUUGAAGCUGUGGUACGGGAUUACUGGUAGGAGUGAGCUUUAAGAUGGCAUGCUAAUACCAUUGCACUUCCUUAUUUAGUUCUGAUCUUUUAUCAAAUGAAGAUGUAAAGUAUAUACAGUAGUUUUAGUUUUAUGGGUGUUAAGAGCUUGUGAUAAAAGCUACCAGAUGGGCGGGAGGGAAACAUGGCAGCCACACGGAGCGGAGUGGCUGGAGAUCAAACUAAUGUAUAGAUAAGACAUUUUUCUUUUAAUCUAUAUAUAUAUACUGGAGUCACUGUAGGAGGUGCUUGGUGGCCACGGUUGGCACUGGGCCAGGGGGCGACUCCUGGGAUUUUACAUUAGGAAGGGUACUGCUUGGCAUUACCUCUGAUCUGUGACUAGCUUCAGAAUCUGCCAUAGAUUUACUAGUUAUUAUGAUGGAAAGUCUGGCCGAGUUCCUCACUUGGAAAUGCACUGGUAAGAUAUUACGGCUUGAGUAUCAUUUACUUUUUAGUUAUUUUAUCUGUCUUAUUAUGCACUUCUAGUUCCUAAGGAGAGCCACUGCUGUGCAUCACUUUUUUUACUUCAUUGUUUCUGUGGUGGCAGUGCAAGGCAAGUCAGGAUACUUGUCUGUCCUGUGUGACAAGAGGUAAUUGUUCAUCUGUUAUUCAUGUAAGGUUAUAAGUCAUGUGCAGGAUGUAUGAAUGUAUGAGAGUAAUAAAUUAAGGUAGAUGUACAAAAUGUGUAUUAUCUCUUGAGAACUGAAGGUUUGACAAGUGAGGAGGGAAGGGAUAGGGAAUGCAUGCUUUGUGUGUGUGUGUGUGUGUGUGUGUGUGUGUGUGUGUGUGUGUGUGUAAGGUCAGUAUUGCAUGCUUCCAGAACUGUCAGUGAUGUGACUAAGAUUAUUCAAUGUAUAGCUAAAUAAAAAUAAAAAAGGAA
Messenger RNA from Scylla paramamosain (green mud crab), 2597 nucleotides. It is a transcript of the gene CycB, whose product is annotated as G2/mitotic-specific cyclin-B-like. The record is from RefSeq and is a predicted model, not a curated record. Gene Ontology annotation, biological process: mitotic cell cycle phase transition; regulation of cyclin-dependent protein serine/threonine kinase activity. Gene Ontology annotation, cellular component: cytoplasm; cyclin-dependent protein kinase holoenzyme complex; nucleus. Bases 283 to 1488 code for a protein of 401 amino acids. The transcript is spliced from 8 exons. Lineage: Eukaryota; Metazoa; Arthropoda; Malacostraca; Decapoda; Portunidae. Gene Ontology annotation, molecular function: cyclin-dependent protein serine/threonine kinase regulator activity.